Molecule: messenger RNA, 732 nt
Organism: Daktulosphaira vitifoliae (grape phylloxera)
Lineage: Eukaryota; Metazoa; Arthropoda; Insecta; Hemiptera; Phylloxeridae
Exons: 4
Coding region: 124-669 (181 amino acids)
Source: RefSeq, a predicted model, not a curated record
AUCACAAUAUGAAUAUGCAUAGUCAAUUAAAUGUAUUUAAUCAUGUACUAUCUCCUUAAACUUUAAUUUAUAAAGAUUUUAUCUAUAUUUUUAUGAGUACAAUAUUAAACAUACUACUUUAACAUGAAAUUAUUAAUAAUAAUUAAUCUACUAUUUGCACUGUUAACUCAAGUGGCAUCAGUUCAGACCGUAAAACCAAAUGUGACUUUUACUGCAGCAUUGAACAAUGUCAUUCGUGAUUUAGCUAAGAUUGGCCAUGAUUUAGUGCAUAAAUUCACAAAAGUUAUUGUUUCAAAAGAAUUCAAAAUAGUAAUUGCAAAAAUCAAUGAGUUGCUCGUUGAUCUCAUAAAAAGUUUGAGUACAAAAACGAGAGAACAUUUAAAGCACAAAGCAGUAGGUGUUGCCCGAAUAUUUUCAAAAUUUCAAGAAAUUGGAUUGAAAAAUGCUAGAAAAAUUUCACAUUGUGUAAAAAGAGAGUGCACAAAAGAAUCUACAAAUCAAUUAAUUGCCGAUAAUAUUAAUGAUUUUUCUGAUAUUUUAGAUAAACUAAACGAAGUCAUCCAACCUCUGAAUUCACAAAAAGUAGGAACUUAUGGAAAAAAUUUUCGUUAUGUUUUAAAGUUAUACAAAGCUGAUCCUAACUUAACAAUUUAUGUUCAAGAUGAAUAAUAUUAAAAUUUGUUAAGCUAUUGUUUGUUUUUUUUAAUACACAAUCUCAAUAAAAUAUUUCAA